AAUAGCAAUGAGUAAUUUCUUUAACAAGUCCAUUGAGGUGACGUCAUUCUUUCCUCUGACAUUUGGUGAAUUGUCAGUGAUUGUCAGCAAAGUAAAUAAUACGCGUAGGCAGCUACAAGCAUCAACAUUCCAUCGUACAUACUAUUAUUUUUUGGAGGUUAUCUGUGAAUUAGUCACAACGGGGGCCGAACAAUCAGCUAUGUCCGUCUCUCAGAUGGAAAAGAAUUUAUUUAAUCUCAAGUUUGCAGUGAAGGAACUGGAAAGAAAUUCCAAAAAAUGCGAAAAAGAAGAAAAGAUGGAGAAGGCCAAGGUCAAAAAGGCUAUUCAGAAGGGUAACAUGGAAGGGGCCCGAAUCCAUGCUGAAAAUGCCAUUCGACAAAAGAAUCAAGCCUUGAAUUAUCUUAGAAUGAGUGCUCGUGUUGACGCAGUCGCAAGCAGAGUACAAACUGCCCUGACAACAAGAAAAGUUACACAGUCAAUGGCUGGUGUGGUUAAAGCGAUGGAUGCCGCUAUGAAAUCGAUGAACCUAGAGAAAAUUUCAGGUCUAAUGGACAAAUUUGAAAGCCAGUUUGAAGAUCUGGAUGUUCAGAGCUCUUACAUGGAAAAUGCCAUGUCACAGACAACAACUACCAAUGUACCACAAAAUGACGUCGACUCUUUGAUGCAGCAAGUUGCCGACGAAGCUGGUCUGGAAUUGAACAUGGAACUGCCUUCUGGACAGUUGGGUUCCAUUGGUACUUCGACAGCAGUGAGCCAAGAGCAAGAUGAACUGACCCAACGACUCGCUCGGCUUCGAGAGUAACUAUCUGAUGUAUAUAAAUUUCAAUUUUCAUGCUAUCCAACAAUAUUGAUAAAGAUUGACGCAAAUUAUUGUCAUCAAACGAUUGUACCUACUAGUUUGAGUAUGAUACAGCCCGAUUUGGCAUUGGAUGAUUUUCUAAAAAAAAGCCAGAAGAACAAAUCUUCGAUGAAAUUUUUCCUUUUAUACAUCAAAAAACACUUAAAUUUGCAAAUAUGGCUUUAUGCAUACAUGAAACAAGAAAUGACUAUUUUAUACUGUUGUGUUUAUAAAUUUUUAUUCUGUUAUAUUUUAAUAAGCUACGUCAAUCUGUCACUACAGUGAAUUCUUUGUAAUAAUUAUGGAGGUUACAUAAAGAGACCGAACUCCGUGUAAACACACAGCUGCCUAAAAUAAGAUGGCACUGGUGUACUGUAUGCACCAAAUACAGCGGAGGGAGUACCUAUAAGGCAUCGAUUUGAAUUGAAGACUUUCUACCAAUUACAUUGCAAAAUUAUCGAUUAGUUGAUCUUGGGCAAGUUUGGUUUUACAAGUGGCGAUCCUACAAAAACGAACCUUUCAGACAAACUUGUAGGACCGCAACUUGUAGAAACUAACCUUGCAAAGCGAAUCAGAAGUCACGAACUUGUAGAAUUGCCGCUUGUAGCAACGAAUUUCUAAGUAUCGGCACUUGUAGAAGCAAACUUAUAGAAAAGGUCCUCUCCCGUAAUGACACUCUGGUGCAAAAGGAACACUAGCAACGCUAGUAGUAUAAAAAAUAAACUUUUAAUGUGUCCGAUUACUGUUAAAAGUUUUGUCAAUUCUCCCAUUUGAGUUUGGGGUCUCCUUCUGCAAUCUCCAUGGUAAUAAUUAUGAUUAACUUAACCAGAGGUCACAUAGUAUUAGAUUCCUCCCUUGAAAGGAUGCUGUAGUCAAUUACUUAUUUUGAAUAUUAUCAAAGACUUCUUAACCAUAAUGCCGAAAAAUGUAUUCCUGUUAUUGAAUUAUCACUUAUUGUAGGAAUACAUUUUCUGGCCUUCCUUUCUCAUGAAACAAAACAGUUUUUAAAUAUUUUUGCUAAGCAUUGCAUGUAAAAUUGCGCUGACUGCGGCUUUUUCAUAUCAGUGCUACAUACCAUAGGCUUUGAUAAUA
This is a messenger RNA of Diprion similis, 1930 nucleotides long. It is a transcript of the gene Chmp1, whose product is annotated as charged multivesicular body protein 1b. Bases 8 to 802 code for a protein of 264 amino acids. Gene Ontology annotation, biological process: endosome transport via multivesicular body sorting pathway; protein transport; late endosome to vacuole transport. NCBI's taxonomy places the organism in Eukaryota, Metazoa, Arthropoda, Insecta, Hymenoptera, Diprionidae. The transcript is spliced from 4 exons. Gene Ontology annotation, cellular component: multivesicular body; ESCRT III complex. The record is from RefSeq and is a predicted model, not a curated record.